AUGAAGAGAAACCUAAAUGAAAAUUCAACUCGAAGUACAGCAGGUUGUUUGCCUGUACCAUUGUUCAAUCAGAGAAAAAGGACCAGGCAGCCAUUAACUUCGAAUCCGCUUCAGAGUGACUCAGGGAUCAGCUCUGCUGCCGACAGUUACGAUUUCCCUCCUCUACCAGCAGACUGGGCCUGGGAAGCUGCAAAUCCAGAGUUGGCUCCUCUAAUGAAAACAAGGAGCACAAGUCAAACACCACAUUCAGUUUCUCAUCCCCCGAGAAGUCAGGAGUCUGUGUCUAAACUUGUCCAACCCGAUACUGACAGAGGCCAGAGUGGAUGGAGUUACAGAGGUGGCAACAAAACUGCCAGUUUACAGAUUUGGGAUAAAAAUGAUACUACAUCUCAGUGUAAAAGAACAAACCCAAUGGCAAAUGAUGGAAAUAACUUUUGUCCAGUGAAUUUGGGAGCUCAGCGCCAGAAACAAUUCAAAAUGUCUGAACGUCUUAACUUAUCUCAUCACGGAGAAACUCAGGAACUCAGACAGACACAUUCACCAAAGUUAUCUGGUUCCACAGUAAAAGGCCUAGGUGAAAAUAGUGCAUCACAGGCAUUUAAGCCAAAUUUACAGCAAAAUCAAUUUAAGAACAAAAUGCUGGAUGAUAUUCCAGAAAAGAGCACUCCAAAGGAAGCCUCAUUUCAGUUACAUUUUAAAGAAAAAACUAAUACUUUAAGAAUUGUUUCUGCGGUUAUUGAGAGCAUGAAGUAUUGGCGUGAACAUGUACAGAAAACUGUACUUCUUUUUGAAGUAUUAGCUGUUCUAGAUUCAGCUGUUACACCUGGUCCACAUUAUUCAAAGACUUUUCUUUUGAGAGAUGGGAAGCAUACUGUGCAAUGUGUAUUUUACGAGAUUGAUCGUGAACUUCCAAGACUGAUUAGAGGCCGAGUUCAUAGGUGUGUUGGAAACUAUGACCAGAAGAAGAACAUUUUCAAAUGUGUUUCUGUCAGACCAGCAUCUGUUUCUGAACAAAAAACUUUCCAAACAUUUGUUAAAAUUGCUGAUGCUGAGAUGAGAUAUUAUACUAAAGUAAUGAAUGAAGUUUAG
Molecule: messenger RNA, 1089 nt
Organism: Ochotona curzoniae (black-lipped pika)
Lineage: Eukaryota; Metazoa; Chordata; Mammalia; Lagomorpha; Ochotonidae
Gene: SPATA22
Product: spermatogenesis associated 22
Exons: 8
Coding region: 1-1089 (362 amino acids)
Biological process (GO): homologous chromosome pairing at meiosis; meiotic DNA repair synthesis; regulation of meiotic cell cycle
Source: RefSeq, a predicted model, not a curated record